AUGUCUACCUGCCCUGUUACCGAGACCCGCCUCAGCCAGAUCGCUGCCGACGUAUGCGCCGCGAUCACGAAACAUCACAUACCAGUACUGACACUGGAUAGNGCUUGCGAUAAUGCGUUCAACAGUGCCACUACAUACAACCACGCCCAAACAGAGCAGUGGAACUCAGAGAUUAUCGUUCGCCUCGCACUAUGUCCUUUAUGUCGUUCACCAUCUGACGCGCUCCAUAGNAAAUCCAUCCUGACCGCUCUCAUCUCCGAAUCUAAGGGUGAAACCCAGUACAAGUUCGCUGUCAACUCGACCAUUAUCCAGCACUUGACCGACCCACGUCCCGCUGGCUCCGACGCAACNCCCUCUACUGCCACCGUUGGUCGCCGUGGUAUGCACUCUGCUACUGGCGCAUACUGGAACACCGAGAAGGACGGCAUCUGGAACUACAAGUACGAAGGUGGCGAAGCCAAGGGCAUGGAUGUUGUCGUCUGUGUCAUGUGGGUCGCCAACUGA
This is a messenger RNA of Aureobasidium musti, 504 nucleotides long. NCBI's taxonomy places the organism in Eukaryota, Fungi, Ascomycota, Dothideomycetes, Dothideales, Saccotheciaceae. The record is from the annotation of a GenBank genome assembly.